Messenger RNA from Rattus rattus (black rat), 1765 nucleotides. RefSeq names its product low density lipoprotein receptor adaptor protein 1 (gene Ldlrap1). The transcript is spliced from 9 exons. The coding region runs from base 120 to 1043 and encodes 307 amino acids. The record is from RefSeq and is a predicted model, not a curated record. Lineage: Eukaryota; Metazoa; Chordata; Mammalia; Rodentia; Muridae. Gene Ontology annotation, cellular component: early endosome.
GGCGGGGGAGGAGCGCUGCGGGCGCGCGCCGCCUGGCCCGGCGGAAAGUUUUCCUGGAGGAGUUUUGGCGGCGGCAGCGGCGGCAGAGGCAGCAGCGGCGGCGGCAACCAGAGCGGGCCAUGGACGCGCUCAAGUCGGCGGGGCGCGCGCUAAUCCGGAGCCCCAGUCUGGCCAAGCAGAGCUGGGCGGGCGGCCGGCACCGCAAGUUGCCAGAGAACUGGACGGACACUCGGGAGACACUGCUGGAGGGCAUGGUUUUCAGCCUCAAGUACCUUGGUAUGACAUUGGUGGAGAGGCCCAAGGGUGAGGAGCUGUCUGCAGCUGCUGUCAAGAGAAUCGUGGCUACGGCCAAGGCGAGCGGGAAGAAGCUGCAGAAGGUGACACUGAAGGUGUCACCCCGGGGGAUCAUCCUGACUGACAGCCUCACUAGCCAACUCAUUGAGAACGUGUCCAUUUACAGGAUCUCCUACUGCACCGCAGACAAGAUGCAUGACAAGGUGUUCGCAUACAUAGCCCAGAGCCAGCAGAACGAGAGCCUGGAGUGUCACGCCUUCCUCUGCACCAAGCGGAAAGUGGCACAAGCUGUCACCCUCACUGUAGCCCAAGCCUUCAAAGUUGCCUUUGAGUUUUGGCAGGUGUCCAAGGAAGAGAAAGAGAAGAGAGAGAAAGCCAACCAGGAGGGAGGAGACGUCCCAGGGACCCGACGUGACAGCACCCCCUCAUUGAAAACCUCGGUCGCUACUGGGAACCUGCUGGAUCUGGAAGAGCUGGCUAAGGCCCCGUUGUCCACAGUCAGCGCUAAUACUAAGAACAUGGACGACGCACCGCGGCCUCAAGUCUUGGGCAACAACAGCGUCGUCUGGGAGCUGGAUGACGGUCUGGAUGAAGCGUUUUCAAGGCUGGCGCAGUCACGGACAAACCCUCAAGUCCUGGACACUGGACUGACGGCACAGGAUAUCCAUUACGCACAGUGCUUAUCGCCCACCGACUGGGACAAGCCUGACAGCAGUGGCUUCGAUCAAGACGACGUCUUCAGCUUCUGAGGGCCUGAGGCUGGCAGUACACGGCUGGCCUAGCCAUGUGGUAGACCACCAGCCACCUGCAGCAGGACAGCCAGCCCCAGGAGCCAUCAGCUGCCUUUGGCCAGUGGCAUCAGAGCCUGCAGAUUCGAGUUGCACAGUCACGCAGGGAGAGGGGUUAGAAAGAUGCCUGGGGUAUCCGGUUGAUGACUCCUGGUUUAUGCUCAGAAACCAGGUUCGAUUCAGGUGCUCAUGGUGUGUGCAGGGCGGGGCUGGCCUCCUGGCCUCUCUCCUGGAGCCAGUGUCCCUUCCUGCUGUAGGUGUCCGGACAAUGACCAAAGUGUUGCUUGUUCCUCUUCUCUGGGGCAUCCUUACUCCUGAAGCAGUAGGAGCCUGUUGUUCUUUGUGUGCUGGACGGGACAUGGCUUUCAGGAAAGUCGGGGUCCUCAAGCUCGGCUUCCUCAGGGCCAAGUAGCUGAGGCUCUCAAAGAGGCAGCCCCUGACCAAAGACAUUUAAUCUGCACUUUAACUCACGUAAUGGACGUGGUUCGAGGUCCGUGAUGGUGCUCUGGGAGUAGAGUUUGCUUCCUGCCCUCCCUCCACAAGAGGGCCCCAGUCCCUGACAUGGUCCACAUAGUGCUAGGACCUAGUGUACCAGCUGACCACGACUCCAGAGUCACUGCAACCAUAGGGAUCUCCUUUGUGGCUCCUGGGAGCCCCCCAAACAGACAAAGCUGGGCCUGCUC